AAAGGCUCUCUCUGACAGCUUCUGUGUGGGGUCCAGGGUAAAGGUGUUCCAGUCUCCUGCUGAGGACAGAGUCCAGGAGAUGAGCUGUUGAGCCAAGGGUCGGCUCUUAAGGGACAAGCCGCUGCCACACUCAGCUGCAGAAGAGGGAAGGGGGGACACCUGCCCAUCAAUAGACUCUGUCGACCACAAGAGGUGGGGGGGGGGGAAGAGACUUUUUUUUAUCCAUAAGGACGAGGCGAGCCCUUUUGCGGCGGGGCUGAAAGACAACAAGGAUGGAAAACGCGCACAGCAAAACCACGGAGGAAAGUCUGGCCUAUUUUGGGGUCAACGAAAAUACGGGUCUGUCUCCCGAAGAGGUCAAGAAGAACUUUGACAAGUAUGGACCCAAUGAGCUUCCAGCAGAAGAGGGAAAAUCCAUUUGGGAGUUAGUUGCAGAACAGUUUGAGGAUCUGCUGGUCCGAAUUCUGCUGCUGGCUGCCGUCAUUUCAUUCGUGCUGGCUUGGUUUGAGGAAGGUGAGGAAACCAUCACUGCCUUUGUGGAACCAUUUGUCAUCCUGUUGAUCCUCAUCGCUAACGCAAUUGUAGGAGUCUGGCAAGAAAGGAACGCAGAAGACGCCAUUGAGGCUCUUAAAGAAUAUGAGCCCGAGAUGGGAAAAGUUUACCGCAGUGACAGAAAGUCGGUACAACGAAUCAAGGCCAGAGAGCUCGUGCCAGGAGACAUCGUGGAGGUGGCAGUUGGUGACAAAGUCCCCGCUGACAUCCGACUCAUCAGCAUCAAAUCCACCACUCUGCGUAUUGACCAGUCCAUCCUGACAGGAGAGUCUGUCUCUGUCAUCAAGCACACUGAAGUUGUCCCAGACCUCAGAGCUGUCAACCAGGACAAGAAAAACAUGCUGUUCUCUGGUACCAACGUAGGAGCUGGCAAGGCCAUUGGUGUUGUCAUUGCCACUGGUGCCGGCACUGAGAUUGGUAAGAUCCGUGAUGAGAUGGCAGCCACUGAACAGGAGAAGACCCCUCUGCAGCAGAAACUGGACGAGUUUGGCGAACAGUUGUCCAAGGUCAUUUCCCUCAUCUGCGUUGCUGUAUGGCUGAUCAACAUUGGACACUUCAAUGACCCCAUCCAUGGUGGCUCUUGGAUCAAAGGAGCUGUUUAUUACUUCAAGAUUGCUGUGGCCUUGGCUGUAGCCGCAAUUCCUGAAGGUCUCCCAGCUGUAAUCACCACUUGCCUGGCCCUGGGUACCAGACGUAUGGCCAAGAAGAAUGCCAUUGUGAGGAGCUUGCCAUCCGUAGAAACUCUUGGUUGCACAUCAGUCAUCUGCUCUGACAAGACCGGUACUCUGACCACCAACCAAAUGUCCGUCUGCAGGAUGUUUGUUAUUGAUAAAGCUGAAGGUGACAUCUGCUCCCUAGCCGAAUUCACCAUCACCGGAUCCACCUAUGCCCCCGAAGGAGAAGUUCAGAAGAACGAUAAGCCUGUGAAGGCCGGCCAGUAUGAUGGGCUGGUGGAAUUAGCCACAAUCUGUGCACUUUGUAAUGAUUCAUCGCUCGACUUUAACGAGUCUAAGGGAGUGUUUGAGAAGGUCGGAGAAGCCACUGAAACAGCCCUGACCACGCUUGUUGAGAAGAUGAACGUAUUUAACACAGAAGUGAGGAGUCUCUCUAAAGUGGAACGCGCCAACGCCUGCAAUUCCGUUAUCAAGCAACUGAUGAAGAAAGAAGUUACCCUGGAGUUCUCUCGUGACAGGAAGUCCAUGUCAGUCUACUGCACACCCGCCAAAGCUUCCCGCGCCGCCGUCGGCAACAAGAUGUUCGUAAAGGGUGCCCCAGAAGGUGUCAUUGACCGGUGUAACUAUGUGCGUGUGGGCACAACCCGCGUUCCUUUCACUCCUGUCGUCAAGGACAAGAUUUUGGGCAUCAUCAAGGAAUGGGGAACAGGCAGAGAUACCCUGCGUUGCCUUGCUCUUGCCACAAGAGACACACCACCCAAGAAAGAAGACAUGAAUCUUGAAGAUGCCACCAAGUUCGCCGACUAUGAGACUGACCUGACUUUUGUUGGCUGCGUGGGUAUGUUGGACCCCCCUCGUAAAGAAGUCAUGAGCUCCAUCCAGCUUUGCCGUGAAGCCGGUAUCCGUGUCAUCAUGAUCACUGGUGAUAACAAGGGAACAGCUAUCGCCAUCUGCCGCCGUAUUGGAAUCUUUAAGGAGGAUGAGGAUGUGUCAGGACGUGCCUACACCGGCCGCGAGUUUGAUGACCUCCCCCCUGCAGAACAGAGGCACGCCUGCAAACACGCAUCCUGCUUUGCCAGAGUGGAGCCAAGUCACAAGUCCAAGAUUGUAGAGUUCCUGCAGUCCUUCGAUGAGAUCACAGCUAUGACUGGUGAUGGUGUAAAUGAUGCCCCAGCCCUGAAGAAGGCCGAGAUUGGUAUUGCGAUGGGCUCUGGUACUGCUGUGGCUAAGUCAGCCUCCGAGAUGGUGUUGGCCGAUGAUAACUUCUCCACCAUUGUGUCUGCAGUAGAGGAGGGUCGUGCCAUCUACAACAACAUGAAGCAAUUUAUCCGCUACCUCAUUUCCUCCAACGUAGGAGAGGUCGUCUGUAUCUUCCUGACUGCUGCCCUGGGUCUGCCUGAGGCUUUGAUCCCCGUACAGCUGCUCUGGGUUAACCUGGUCACAGAUGGUCUGCCCGCCACAGCCUUGGGCUUCAAUCCCCCUGACUUAGACAUCAUGGACAAACCACCCCGUAGCCCCAAGGAGCCCCUCAUCAGUGGAUGGCUAUUCUUCCGUUACAUGGCUAUUGGAGGCUAUGUGGGUGCAGCAACUGUUGGAGCUGCCGCUUGGUGGUUUAUGUACGCUGAUGAUGGACCUGGAGUGUCUUUCUACCAACUGAGCCAUUUCAUGCAGUGUACAGAAGACAAUCCAGACUUUGAAGGACAUGAAUGUGAAAUCUUUGAGUCUCCAGUGCCUAUGACCAUGGCUCUCUCUGUGUUGGUCACCAUUGAGAUGUGCAAUGCUCUGAACAGUCUUUCAGAGAACCAGUCUCUGAUCAGGAUGCCCCCAUGGGUGAACAUCUGGCUGUUGGGCUCCAUCUGCCUCUCUAUGUCCCUCCACUUCCUUAUCCUCUAUGUUGACCCCCUGCCUAUGAUCUUCAAGUUGACCCCUCUGGACUUUACUAAGUGGUUUGUUGUCCUGAAGAUUUCCUUCCCCGUCAUCCUAUUGGACGAACUUUUGAAAUUUGUUGCCCGUAAUUACCUUGAAGCAUAAUCCUUUCCUCACCACUCCCCUGUUCCUGUUUAACAGAUAAAGAAAGAUUACAGUAAAAGGAAUUCAGCUUUUUACUGAAAUAAAUCAGAUUUCAGCCCAAAUUUCCAUUGAGACUUUCUCUGUAACCAUCCCCUCCUAACAUCUCAUGUUGACUUCCCCCCCGACAUCACUGCCAAAACUUCAACCCGUCCCCCCCCCAAAAGCCCUCACAUCCAAGGUCAGAUUGCAAGGGCUGAGUUAUCCAUGGGCUGUUUUUCUGUUUCCAAGCGCCUUCAAAGUCGUGCUUCCACCAUUAACCCUGUUUCUAGCACUCCCCCCCCUUCUUAUGCGCUGAAUACCCAGCAUACCAAUGAAGGAAUAAGUCACGCAGCUGGUGAACGUAGCAGGAUUCAGAAUGCAUGUCCCACAGGGUCUAUGCCACCACUGAACGUUACAAAGUCGGCGUUUCGUAAAUGGCGGAAUCACGUUAUCCUGUUCCCAGCUCUCCGAGGGAGUUGCAGCUUGUAGCAAAGAUUUAAAAAAAAAAAAUGGAAGUGAAAAAACCAAAUUAAAACUGUUCUAGCUAUUUAUUAAAGUUAAAUAAUAAGUUAAACUGA
Messenger RNA from Pseudophryne corroboree (corroboree frog), 3853 nucleotides. It is a transcript of the gene ATP2A1, whose product is annotated as ATPase sarcoplasmic/endoplasmic reticulum Ca2+ transporting 1. The record is from RefSeq and is a predicted model, not a curated record. The transcript has 23 exons. Gene Ontology annotation, molecular function: ATP binding; ATP hydrolysis activity; P-type calcium transporter activity. Gene Ontology annotation, cellular component: membrane. Lineage: Eukaryota; Metazoa; Chordata; Amphibia; Anura; Myobatrachidae. Gene Ontology annotation, biological process: intracellular calcium ion homeostasis; calcium ion transmembrane transport. Bases 273 to 3257 code for a protein of 994 amino acids.